Messenger RNA from Nematostella vectensis (starlet sea anemone), 4183 nucleotides. RefSeq names its product adhesion G-protein coupled receptor V1. NCBI's taxonomy places the organism in Eukaryota, Metazoa, Cnidaria, Anthozoa, Actiniaria, Edwardsiidae. The coding region runs from base 1 to 4023 and encodes 1340 amino acids. Gene Ontology annotation, cellular component: membrane. Gene Ontology annotation, biological process: cell communication; metal ion transport. The transcript has 23 exons. The record is from RefSeq and is a predicted model, not a curated record.
AUGCCGAUGUCCCAAACUCUAACAAAUAGAUUGAUAUUAUUGUUUUUCAGAUGCUCCACUCUUGCUGAAACCGCUACGGAAGGGGUAGACUUCACCCCUCUAAAAGAUCAUAUACUCAUAUUUGGUCCUAGCGUUAAUUCCUUAAAAUGCGAGAUCCCGAUCAUUAACGACGAUCUGGUGGAAUUCCCCGAAACGUUCGUCUUGGUCCUUACUACAGAUGAUAGCGCUAUUGUUGAGUUCUAUCAGCAUGAGCAAACAUGUACCAUCAACGACAAUGAUAAAGUGACUGUGCAAUUCUCAAGCAACAGCUACUCGGUCACAGAGAAGGAUAGCAAGAUAAUUCUAGGAUUUGAAAUGAUUGGAAAGGUCACUACCAUGGACCUAUUCAUAACCUUGCAUGAUACACCAGGCACGGCUAAAAAAAAAAACUCUCAAGGGUUUGGAGAUUACGAUUUGGGAUCUAUAUACACCGGCCCCGAAAAGGUCACAUUGCCUAAGGGCAAGAACUACACAACCUAUACAGUAUCUGUGGACAAUGAUCGCAUUCCUGAGAGCAGCGAGACAUAUGCUAUUGGAAUGGAGAAAGAUACUGAUAUUAAAAAUGGAGCCUUGAUAACAUUUGGCACCCCAAGUACGACCACCAUCACGAUAAUAGACGACGACAAAGCCACAAUUACGUUCGAAAAAUCUGCAGACAAAGUUAAUGAACAGGACGGCACGUUGGACAUCAAACUAAAAAAGACAACAGAGACGGAGCUAGCUAUCACCAUCAAGGUAACGUGCAUUGAUGGUACCGCAAAAAAGGGCGUUGACUACACAGACAAAACAUGGACUCAAAAUUGGGGCAAUGCCAAGGAUGAAGAAAUGACAAUCACAUUAUCUGUCACGAACAAUGACAAAGUGGACGGCGAAAGAACGUUGAAACUAAAGCUUUCCACGGAGACCCCUGACAAAGUAAAUUUUGGAACUGAAGAAAUGGAAAUCACGAUUAUCAACGAAGACAAAGUAACGAUUGCAUUCAAAUCAGAUGCCGUGACUGUUAAUGAAGAUGUAGGAACAGCUACAACUAUAGAACUCGAAAGAACAGGCGUGACUCCUCUUGUGGAUGUGCCAGUAAAAGUCACUACAUCUGAUGCUGCCGCCAAAGGAGGGCAGGACUUCGUUGCUAUGAGCGACCAAGUUAUUACCUUCACACCUAGCGAUACAGUCAAGACAGUACCUGUCGUUAUUAUCAAUGAUAACAUACAAGAGGCCGACCAAAAGUUUGGUCUCGUAUUGACGUCAGACGAUAGCUCAGUUACUGUUGGUUCUACGUCUCAAUGCGCCGUAACCAUAAAAAGCGACGAUGUUUCAAUAUUUUCCCUGUUGGCAUCGUCCUAUGCUAUUGCUGAAGGCGAUGGACCAGUCAAAGUGGUGAUUAAUAGAGAGCAGAAGUCAGAGGGCGUUGAUAAUGUUGUAGUCAAACUUACAACAUCCGAUGGUACCGCCUUAACAGGGGCUGGUCAAGACUUUGGUGGUGGAACUUUUAAUGUACGAUUUGAUUCCAAUGAUAUAUCUAAGGAGAUUCCCAUUGCUCUGUUUGAUGAUGAUAUAGUAGAGCUGAACGAAACGUUUACUGUAACAAUCACACCGAUAAACGCUGCCACGGCAAAAAUUGGCAACAUAUCAGACGCCACCAUCACUAUUCUCAACGAUGAUAAAGAGAUAUUUGAGUUUUCGGCAUCAACUUUCUCAGCCAAGGAAGACACUAAACAGGCCGUUGUGACGAUUACCAAGGCGGGCAAAGCUACGCUUGCAUCACAUACUAUGACUGUUCUUUUUAGCACGUCUGACGCAACAGCCAACUCAUCAUCCGCACUGGACUACACUUCAAUCACCGACUUGCAAGUGACAUUUGCUCCAAGCGAUACAUCCAAGAGCGUCACGAUAACUUUGUCAGAAGAUAAUAUCGUAGAAAACGACGAAACUUUCAAAGUUCAACUCAAGGCAUUUUCUUGGCUCAGCAAAAUCGGAACAACAAACGAGGCUACGGUUACAAUAGAGAAUGACGACAAAGGCAAUAUAACAUUCAAUGAGUCUACGUACACAGUUAUCGAAGGCGAAAAUGUUACCUUAAACUUUGGCUGCAGUGGAAACAACGAUAUUGACUUGAACUUCAAAAUCACGGCAAGUCCAGUUAUAGUAAGCCACACAAACUCACGAAAAGCUGAUUAUACCCUUGCGGACAAUACUCCCCUGACGUGCGGACCGCGGGCUCUUGGUAUAAACUACACCAUGCCUACUACACAAGAUAAUAACGCGGAGUGGCCGGAAAGCUUCCAUGUAGAUACAACGACAACUGACACGGGAAUAAUUAAUUUUGCUAUCAGUCAAACCACUGUGACCAUCAUUGACAACGAGGACAAAGUAAAUUUAUGGAUAAAGGAUGCGGCGUACAAUCUAACGGAGGAUGAAGGAAGCAUUACCAUGACCGUAAUGAAGACGGAUAAUGCAGAGGUUGAUAUCAUCGUAAGGUUGACCUCGGUGGAUAUAAUUGCAAACUCAACAAACCAGUCCAUUCCUUCUGCUCAAGACUUCAACCCAGUUUUCCAGAACAUCACCAUCUCUCCUUCAGAAACAGAGAAGACGUUUACAAUUCCAAUGACUACAGACGAUUACUUGGAAUACAAUGACACCUUCAGGAUCUUUAUAGAAACUUUCACUCCCAACAAGACUGAUUCUAUUCUCAGGAAUGAAACAUUCUUUACCAUUUACAACGACGACCAUGCUACUCUUGAGCUGGUUGAAAGAUCAGUCACCCUAAAGGAAAACCAAGGCGUGGUCGUACUAACCGUCCGACUUCUUGGCAAAACAUUGAUUCCUGUUUUUUUCAAUUUAUCUACAAUAAACAUCACAGCCUUUGGUAACCGUGACUUCCCAGCCCUCGUGGAAAAGACGUACAGCUUUGGGCCGUCGAUCUCUGGGAACACUUCAAUGGAAAUUGAGAUCGACGUUACUAAGGAGGUGUUCGUGGAGCACCCCGAACGAUUUGACAUCGUCAUGACAACUAACCAGCCCUUUGUAACUGUGGUGGAGAACAAGAGCAUGAGCGAGAUUCAUGUACAAAACGACGAUGCAGUUGUAAUAGGGUUCAUGGCGCCGCUUCAGACCGUCUUCGAGGCCAAGGGAUUUGUGAACGUGUGUGUGGUGGUGGAAAGAGGGCUACCAGAGAUUCCACUCUAUUACAAUGUGAGCACGACUUACAUCGACACAACAGUUGGUAGGGACUUCAUACCGCUGACCAACUUCACAGUACUUAUACCGUAUCGGUCAAGCAUCUCCUGUUUCACGGUGACAAUCGAAGAGGAUCACGUGACUGAGCUUGACGAGAGUUUCGGCAUAUCGCUUUCGAGUGAUUAUUUGGAUGUGACUGUCGACGAAAAUCGCAAGUCAACUGUGAUCACAAUCCUGAACGACGAUAAAGUGACAAUGGAAAUUGACGGCCCAAUCAGUCGAUCUCUGGCAGAAGGCGAAAAGACCGUGGUUUCUGUGGUUGCUGAAGGGCAAUACGAUAUCCCUCUUUCUCUCUUAAUUGCUCCAAAUAAGACGUCAACAGCAGAUGAUAGGGAUUUCAGAUUCACAUCGUUAUACUGGCCUAUCGAUAACCAGUCUUUGCCAGAGGUUGCGGACUACCCCGCCUGGAGAUUCCCAGUCCCCCAAAGCCUAGCGCACAACAUGACCAUGGUAUUCAACAGAGGGGCAAAACACGUCGCCAUUGAAGUAGAGAUCCCGGUCGACAGGCAGUCGGAGUCCAUGGAGACGCUAGUGUUGUCACUCCAGAGCCUUGACCCAUCCAGAGUGGUGUUUGGAAACAAUCAAACAGUGGAACUUAGUAUCGAGAACACGGCAUAUCCUGAGACGAAGGCACAGGCAGGAGCAGUUGUAGCGGUUGUGUCUGUGUCAAUCGCGAUUCUAGUCAUCAUCUUAGUGGCUGUUAUCCUCGCUGCGUGCUUCAUUGUUAAGCGUGUCAAGCCUAAGGUGUAAUUCAGCAAUGCCGACAAGAACAGAUACAAUCACAAUGUCACAGAGGUCACAAAGUCUACACCACGCGAAUUUAGAAAGCCUUUACUCACUUGGACUUGCAUAUAACUAUACAGGAGCGGAUCUAGCUUUUUGCUAAAAGGGGGGUUCUGCUCAUUUACAA